Tetranychus urticae (two-spotted spider mite) is the source of this 679-nucleotide messenger RNA. The record is from RefSeq and is a predicted model, not a curated record. NCBI's taxonomy places the organism in Eukaryota, Metazoa, Arthropoda, Arachnida, Trombidiformes, Tetranychidae.
UACUGUUUGGAAUAUGAUACGCUUACUAAUCUUCCAUGUUGGUCUUUCUCAAUGUUUUGUAACAAGCUGUUAAUGAAAUGAAUCAAAUGAUUUGCAACCAAUACGGACGAAUCAAUCAACUGUGAAUUACUCAAUAUCAAUAUUGUUUUACUAGCGUUCUGAGCACAUAACCCACAAUGUAUUCAAUAUUUAUCUUGAUUUUAACAGUCUUUUGUGUCCAAUUUAUUAGUAUUAAAGCAUCAGAUACAACUCCAUCUUUAGUUGAAAACAAGACAACGACUGGUGAUGAUUUGAAUUAUGAUGAUUUGGACAUUGACCAACAGUCAGCCAAUUUACGAUCCGAACCGGCAGCGAAAUCAGAAACGAGACCCAGAGCUAGGCAAUUCAAGAAAUUGUUAGUUAAAAUUAAAGAGAUGCUUGAAGCUAUAAUUGAAUUAGUAAGUUCACAAUCAAGAGACUCUAGACUUAACUCAGUUAUGAAGCAAAGAGUCAAAUUGUUGCAGCGAAUCGUAAACCCAAAUCAACAACCUCAACUGGUUAACCAGAAUAACGUUUCAACUGUAAAUGUAGCAACAACAACAAUUUAAAUUUCCUUACAAUCUAGUCUCAUGAAAAUCGACUAAUUAUUUGAUCCAUUAUCUUGAUUUAUACUGUUUAAUUAAAGUUUACUUGUAAUUAA